Durusdinium trenchii is the source of this 2687-nucleotide messenger RNA. Lineage: Eukaryota; Dinophyceae; Suessiales; Symbiodiniaceae. The record is from the annotation of a GenBank genome assembly.
GAAAAACAUUUGUUCGGUGGUCGUGGUGAAUGCGAAAUCGUUUUUGCUCCGCGGAGGCGCCAUGGCUGACAUAGAGAGAAACUCUCCCUAUCGCUUUCACUUUGUCAAGAAGCAGGCAGCUGCUCUCCCCUUGUGCGUGCGAGCCUUCGACCAUUUGGGUUGGAAGUGUUCACCUGCCCAGUCCUUAUGUUUAGAUGGGCCUGCUGGCAGCGUUUGCAAGUAUUGGGCACAAAAGGUCUGCAGUGUUGCGGAGGAGCAUGUGCGAAGUGCCUUCGGCCGCUUUGAGGAGCUUGUCUCGAUGACAUGGUCGACUGGAAGUGUUCCGUUGCUCCUAGCCCUUGCUGGUUCAGAUUCCGAAGACCAUGAUGCCACGAUGCAUCUUGUGGAGGCUUUGCUCCACGAGAAGCUUCCAACGGUUUCAACCGCCUUGAUUCAUCCUGCAGAUUUACGAAACCUUUCACAUGCCAACCGAAUGAUCAUGGAGAAACUCAGCAGGGAAAAAUUGCCAGCAAAUGAGUCCGUUGAUGAGGAUGAGGAUGAAACCAUGGAGGAUUUGGCAUCAUUCAGCUUGCCGAAAAGAGAAGAUGGCCGGGGUGGCAUUGGCUUAACCGUUCUUUUGUUCCAAGGGGUUGAUGCAGCUCCAAAGGAUGUUCUUCGACAUGUCCUUUCCUUCUGGCAUGCGAGUUGCACAGAGAAUGGAAUGCCACUUCUCAUUGUCUUUGGGUUGAAGCAAUUGCCGCCCAACCGCCAAUCUCUCUUUGAUUUGGAAGAGGAUGAACAACUUCCCUUCAUCCAUGUGGAUACUGUGCAGCUCUUUGACUCCGCCCAAGUCUGUGAUAAGAUCAUUGAUGGUCUCAUUGAGGACUGUUCGUGUCCGCUGAGCAUGUGCCCCCAGAUCUUGAAGCGCUUGAGGGAGAUCUACCGCUUUCAGCAGCAGAGCGUCUCCCACGUUUUGCGAGCGCUUCUCUUGCUGUUCGAUGAAGCCUUAUCCCAUAGCAAGAUCGCCAGGCUGUGCGAGCCCUUGGGGCGGCCGGGGCAGGCCCUGGGCGAGUUCCACGCGCGUGUGGAGGCGAUUGCAAGUGGUGGUGUGCCACAGCAGCUUCAAAAGCUGUGGCAUGGAGAGGUCGCCCCAACGGCAGGCGUGGCAGAGGCCGCUGCCAAGGCCAUGACGUGGCGAUGGAAGUUGGUGUCGUCCUUGCCGCUCUUCGAGGUGCUGAUGGUCGGCGCUUGGAGCACGGUCAAGUACCAAGUGAAGCUGUCCAAGAUCUACCACUUGUUGGAGGCGAUUUGGCCAGUGCCGGCAAGUGAAGAGGAAAAGCAGCGUGAAAUGCUGCACCGUGUCUUCUCCCAUCUACAGGAGACGCUGCAUUGCGUGCCCGUGGAGCAGCUUCAGAGGUUACUGCUUGAGCUUGUUCCUGUGGCAUCCUGCUUGCCAGCGGCUCUUCGAGACGAGCUUCAAGGCCUUGUGAAGCAGGCAGAAGGAUUUGGCGAGAGUCAUGCACGAGCCAAGAAAGGGACGGAUUUGCUACUGGCCCUGGACCAAUUGCGGGGUGCAUUUCGUCAGUGGGUUGACCACGUGCGUGCAGAAUUCUGGCGGCCUUUGGAUGGAGCAGCCCGAGAUCUCUUCUUGGCACCUGGAAGUCUGAAUUGCCACAAGAACUGCUUGACAGCUGUGGAGAAGCGCCUGACGAGCAAGUUCGAGGGCAAGCUGCAAUACCUGGCGGCAGAAGGGCUGGGCAUGGAGGAAUCCAUUCAGGAUGCCGGCCAACCCCUUGCAGAUGCUGCGCUGGUCUUCCAGCUGUUGGAGUCUUCUUCCGGGAGGCAGAUCAAAGUGGCUGAGCUUUGGUUGAGCUUUGCUCAGCUGGUGAGCCCCUUCAAUGCAGCUGAAGUGACCGCCCUGAAGACACGAAACCCUGCAGAGAAGGAGAAGGAGAAGGAUCUUCAGGGGCUGAAGCAUCGCUUCCAACGAGCCCUAAUGACGCUACACCAUCUGGGGUUGUUUGCCCCAGCUGCAGGGGGUGCGCAAAAGGGACUAAGUGGCUGGCGGCUGCGGAAGCGAGUGUUUGGAAGGGUGUGGCUGCGGGACAAUCGUCCGGGAUGUAAGGAGGAGGAGAGAGCUCCGAAGCUGCCUGAUCCGGCGACACCACCCAAGGCAUCACCAGCGCCCAAGGAGGAACUGGCGACGCCUUCUCCUCCAACAAGGACGACUGGUAAAUACGAAGCUUUGAGCCAUAGUUUUCGAGGGAGAAGCCCACGAGUGAGCCUUUGGCACCUGGAAACAAGUUCCUCAAAAGGCUUCCAUUUGGACGGCGCUAUGACUCGCCGAGCCGAAACGAAGAGAUGCGGCGUGAGAAGAAGCGACGAUCUGAACGUGUUUACUAUGGGUAGAAAGGAUAGGUACAUCCCUCACCUGCCAAACGUUCCGUUCUUCUACAGGCUAAUCUUUUGACAGGGCAGGCAUACGAGAUGUUGUUUUUUGUGGGGUUAGAUGGCUAACGACAGGGAGUCUAGCCAUCUGGGAAGCAUUGCGCACUCGGUGAGUGCAGCGCAAUGCAGCUGCGCGGCAACGCGCGUUGUGUGGGAAAAAGCAGGGACCGACCGGGUGGAGGGGCUUGAGGUGUGCGAGGCACUGAGAUUUGGGACAUGGAACGAUGGAUUUACUGUAGUCAAAGCUACAUAGACUCCUA